AUGGCUCUGGAAAGCGUGUGGGCUCCACAGGCAGCAAACAUAGGUGAUGGGCCUGGCAAGAAAGUGGGUGACCAGGCCUCCAUGCAGACACAGCUCCUCCAGACAGCCUCCCUCAAGGAUGGCCCGGCCAGGCGGGCAGUGUGGGUCGGCCGUAACUCUUCAGAGCCAGAAGAGCCUACAAAAUCAACAGUGGCCGAGAGGCGGCCCAAGUUAGGGGUGACCAAAGCAGUGGUCGUGGACCUUGGCACUGGCUACUGUAAAUGUGGCUUUGCUGGCCUGCCAAAGCCCACCCACAAGAUCUCGACAACAGUGGGCAAGCCCUACAUGGAGACAGCCAAGACCGGGGACAAUCGCAAGGAGACGUUUGUGGGGCAAGAGCUCAUCAACCCAAAGGUUCGUCUCAGGCUGGUUAACCCCCUGCGCCACGGCAUCAUUGUGGACUGGGAUACGGUGCAGGACAUCUGGGAGCAUCUCUUCCGACAGGAGAUGAAGAUCGCCCCGGAGGAGCAUGCGGUCUUGGUUUCAGACCCGCCCCUGAGCCCACACACCAACAGAGAGAAGUAUGCCGAAAUGCUGUUUGAGACCUUCAACACCCCCGCUAUGCACAUCGCCUACCAGUCCCGCCUGUCCAUGUACUCCUACGGGCGGACCUCCGGCCUGGUGGUGGAGGUGGGCCAUGGCGUGUCCUACGUGGUCCCCAUCUAUGAGGGCUACCCCCUGCCCAGCAUCACUGGAAGGCUGGACUACGCAGGCUCUGACCUGACCGCCUACCUGAUGAACCUGCUGAACAACGCUGGGAAAUACUUCAGCGAGGACCAGAUGUGCAUUGUGGAGGACAUCAAGAAGAAAUGCUGCUUCGUGGCCCUGGACCCCAUCGAGGAGAAGAAAGUCCCUCCCACAGAGCACGCGAUCCAGUAUACUCUGCCCGAUGGGAAGGAGAUAUACCUCUACCAGGAAAGGUUCCUCUGCGCUGAGAUGUUCUUCAAGCCCUCUCUGAUCAAGUCCAUGCAGCUGGGCCUUCACACGCAGACUGUGUCCUGCCUUAACAAGUGCGACAUUGCCCUCAAGCGGGACCUCAUGGGGAACAUCCUGCUCUGCGGAGGCAGCACGAUGCUCAGCGGCUUCCCCAACCGCCUGCAGAAGGAGCUAAGCAGCAUGUGUCCCAACGACACCCCGCAGGUGAACGUGCUGCCGGAGAGGGACACUGCGGUGUGGACCGGAGGCUCCAUCCUGGCCUCGCUGCAGGGCUUCCAACCCCUGUGGGUCCAUCGCUCUGAGUACGAGGAACACGGGCCCUUCUUCCUCUACAGAAGGUGCUUCUGA
This is a messenger RNA of Lepus europaeus (European hare), 1323 nucleotides long. It is a transcript of the gene ACTL7A, whose product is annotated as actin like 7A. The transcript has a single exon. The record is from RefSeq and is a predicted model, not a curated record. Bases 1 to 1323 code for a protein of 440 amino acids. Gene Ontology annotation, cellular component: nucleus; cytoplasm. NCBI's taxonomy places the organism in Eukaryota, Metazoa, Chordata, Mammalia, Lagomorpha, Leporidae.